AUGGCGCACGAAAGGAUGUUGAAAGGGUUGGCAGCACCGAAUCUAGACCAUCAACCUCUGUGUAUUCAAUAUCCAACGUUGGACGUUAACUUUGAACUCAAGUCGAGCCUCAUACAUUUACUACCAUCUUCCCAUGGGCUACCAGGAGAGGACCCAAAUAAGCAUCUGACAGAAUUUCACAUAGUCUGCUCUAGUAUGAAACCAGCUUUAGUAACAGAAAAGCAGAUUAAAUUAAGAGCAUUUCCAUUUUCUUUUAAGGAUGGUGCAAAGGAAUGGAUCUAUUACCUUCCUCUUGGAACUUUUAAUAUCUGGAAUGAAAUGAAGACAUUGUUCUUGGAGCGUUACUUCCCAGCAUCUAAGGUUGGUAGUAUAAAGAAGGAAAUCUGUGGACUAUUUCCAUUGGACAAGAGCAUGAUUGAUGCAGCAAGUGGGGGAGCACUGGUGGACAAGACUCCUGCUGUAGCUAGGAGCUUAAUUUCUAAUAUGGCAGCUAAUUCUCAACAGUUUAGAGUUCGUCAAGAAGUUUCAGUUAAGGGAUUAAAUGAGACAAACUCUAAAGUAGAACAGCAGCUGGCGCAAUUAACUAGUAUGGUUCAACCGAUGGCUUUAGGUCAGCAAGUGAGACCUUGUGGCAUAUGUCAGUUGGUGGGGCAUCCUACUGAUGCACGUCCCACACUUCAAGAGGAUACCAAUGAGAAUAUAAAUGCAAUGGGGGGAUUCCCAGGGAAACCUAGGCAAAGGUAUGACCCUUAUGCUAUAACUUAUAAUGAAGGAUGGAAGGAACAUCCUAAUCUUCGAUAUGGAAAUCAACAACAAACUAUACCUAAUAGACCACCAGGCGUUACACAACAAGACAAAGAUGAAACCCCAACCACAUCACCCAAACCUAAACCCACUAUUCCUACUUAUGUUACUACUCCUCCAUUUCCUAUUCGUUUGAGAAAGACAAAGAAAGAUGAAGUUGAACAAGAAGUACUGGAGACUUUUUGCAAGGUUGAGAUAAACAUUCCUUUACUUGAUGCCAUUGAGCAAGUACCUCGAUAUGCUAAGUUUUUAAAGGAGUUAUGUACCAAUAAGAGGAAGUUAAAAGGGAAUGCAAAGGUGAGUAUGGGGGAAAAUGUCUCAGCGGUUCUUCAAAAGAAACUUCCACCAAAGUGUAAGGAUCAUGGCACCUUCACUAUUCCUUGCACUAUUAGCAAUGAUGUGAUUGAAAGAUGUAUCUUAUAUUUGGGUGCCUCAAUCAAUGUAAUGCCGUACUCUAUUUAUACCUCUUUGAAUUUGGGAUCCCUAGAAGAAACAGAGGUGAUCAUACAAUUAGCAGAUCGUUCUAAUGCCUAUCCAAGGGGAGUAGUAGAGGAUGUAUUGGUUAAAGUCAAUGAAUUGGUUUUUCCGGUAGACUUUUACAUUCUUGAUAUGGAAGAUGACUCACUUCCAUGUUCUACACCAAUAUUAUUGGGAAGGCCAUUCUUAAAGACAGCUAGAACUAAGAUAGAUGUUCAUGAGGGAACUUUGACCAGGGAGUUUGAUGGUGAGGUGAUUCGCUUUAAUAUUUUUGAGGCUAUGAAGUAUCGAAGUGAUGUUCCUUUAGUUUCUUCAAUUGAUAUUCUAGACUCAUUGUCACAAAGAAUUCUGGAUUUACAUGGAGAGGAUGGGUUAGAUGUUGUUUUGAGGGAACCAAUAGACUUGAAGGAAGAUGAUGUCACUACUGAAUUAAAGGAGACAGUGGCUACACUUAAUAGUGGUGGAGAGGUAUUUAAAGCGGUGUCGUUCUUAGAGUUUCCUGUUUCUCAUGAGAAACUUCAACCAUCUGUUAAAUCACCACCCAAGCUUGAAUUAAAACCACUACCGGAGCUUCUCAAAUAUGUCUACUUAGGUGAGAGAGAGACAUUACUAGUUAUUAUCACCACAAAACUUACCCAAGUACAAGAGGAUCAUUUGAUAAGGGUACUUUGA
Humulus lupulus (European hop) is the source of this 1953-nucleotide messenger RNA. RefSeq lists its product as uncharacterized. Bases 1 to 1953 code for a protein of 650 amino acids. The record is from RefSeq and is a predicted model, not a curated record. Lineage: Eukaryota; Viridiplantae; Streptophyta; Magnoliopsida; Rosales; Cannabaceae. The transcript is spliced from 3 exons.